AUGAAAACAAAUCCAUUCUAAUGCUUUGAAGAUUAAUUUCCGAUAUACGUUUCUUUUCUAACUAACACUGAGUUUAAUCUUGUUAACUAUGUUAAUCCAGAUAUCAUAGCAGUAGGAGUCACUACAGAUCGUACUUUAUCUGGUUCUAAGACAUAUCAGACUUUGGUAAUUGGAAAAUUUCUUAAUACUGGGUACAUGAAGUGGCUUAAAAUCAUUAAAGACAAUACAGCUGAACCUGUGUCAAUGGAUUCAACAUCUAGCAAUACUUAUUUACUUGUUACUGAUAAUGAGGGUUCAUCUUUAAUUAUUUUAGACAGUGAUGGUAAUAUCUAGAAUACUUUAAGAAUAAACGAAUUAUCUUUGGAUAUUUCUCUUAGAUUUGAAGCAUAAGAUGCCGUUGGUUAUGAUAGUAAGACCUCAUCUGUAUUCAUUUUGUAUACAUAAACAACUUAAAAGCCUGCAGCAAAGUAUUCACGAGUUGCACUACUUCAAAUAACUUUCAACAAAUGGCCUUCUACUUAUAACACGAAAAAUAUGUUUAUUCAAUUAUACUAUACUCCUAAUUCAAGAGGUCACAAUUUCAGAAUACAUAGGGAAAAUAGAUUAUCAAUGUCAAUCGAGUUUGACUAAAAUCCUGAUCCAUCUUCAACAACUAGAGAAAUAGCUGUAAUUACAAUUGAUUAAAAAACUGCAGGAUUUAAAAAUGGUGAAUCGUUUUUCGCUUCAUUUUUUCCUGAUUAUUAUGACUAUAAAGUUAAGUAAUUUGAUGCUGUAUCUCCAAGUCGUGGAUCAGGUGCUGCAUAGAAUUAUGUUUUCAUUCUUAAAAGAGUUUCAGAUUCAAACAAACUAGCUCCUUAACAUUUAUUUCUGAAAUUUACUGAAUCAUCUUGCUUGACUUAUGAAAUCUCAGAUGAAGCAGCUUUAUUCUACAAUAUGUAAAUAUUGGAAGACAAUGAUCAUAUGAUAGGCUUAAUGCAAUCUGGUGAUAGCUAUUAUUAUUACAUUUUCAGUUUUAAAACUGGAAUUUACAAGUAUUAACUAUUAACUGAAUAUUAGUACAAAAGUGUCUCAAUGGUUGCAUAUUCUGACAGGGUUAUAGAUAUAACAAAAGUAUCCAAUGUGAGAGUAUUUUCAGUAGGCUAUGCUGAGAAAGACUAUAGCUUUAAUCAAACAAAUGAUUACCAAGAUUUUGUCAAAACAGCAUUUAUAUUUGAUCAUACAUAGCCUGGUAAAUAUUGCUAUUCUAAUACUUUACAAACUUUGAAUGGAAAAGAUACUUUUCCAGCAGUAAAAAACGAUAAGAUUAAAUCUAAUGGAGGACUAAAUGUUAAAUUACCUCACUGGCUAUUUGUGAUUUUAGAUUUGUUCAUAUCAUUUGCAAGUUCAUCUACAAUAGUUGAAGUUUAAAAUUUUGAAAUUUAUCUUAGAACUCAAUACCCCUGCAAUCCUGCUCGUACUUUACUAUUCCCUUAAUAACAAAAUAUCGAUUUAUACUUCAAAGAUAAUCUAACAGCUGUAUUAGAGUUUGAUACCUUUUGGAUUGACUAAACUGUCUGCUAAAAUGAUUAUUUGUCAGGUUUAAAAUGCACUAUCAAUAGUCAAGGAGUACCUGUAGUACUUUCAAAAUUGACUCCCUUUACUCAGGAUGAAAUUGAUGAUGAUUAUCAAGAUAUAGUUACUUAUAAUAAUACUAUGAAAAUGCUUUCGAUAUAAACAUUUGACACUGAGAAAUUAAAUAAAUAAAGUUUCACAAUAUAAGUAAAAUUCUCUAACAGUUCUGUAUUACUGGCGAAAAUUAAAAUUACAAUAAAUUUGGAAGGAUGCAAGUUAUCUAAUCUUUAGCCAUCUGGACCAGUUGAUAUUUACUACUAUUUAGGUUCUUCAUUUAAGCCUUUAAAGAUCAAUAAUUGGAUAACACCUUGCAAAAAUUUUACAAUUGAUAUAUAUUUGGUCUUUAAAAUUCAAGGUUAAAUAGCUCUUUUACCAAAUUUUAUGCAUUUUGAUAAAAAUACUAAUAUUUUCACACUAUACACAUAGUCAUAAGAACAUUUAUAAACUUACGAACUUGUAAUAAUUGGUUAGAUUUUAUAUCAAGAGCCAAGCUAUCAUUACUUCAAAAUCUUCAUAAUAGAAAAGUGCAAACUUAUACCAUCAAAGAUUGACACGCCAAUCACCUAUAAAAUUGGAGAGAAGAAAAAUGUGAUGAUUUUACCAUUUAGAUAGAAAUUCUGCUUAUCAAAUAUUAUUGAGUAUAAACUAGUAUCUUUGAAUGGCUUUCCACCGGAUUUCAUAAAAUUUGAUGAGAUGAGAUUAGAAAUUUUUAAGAACAACUACAGAGUUAAUAGAUUGUAUCAAUUGGCAAUAGUAGGAUCUAUCGAUUAAGAUGAUGUCUCUAAUUUUGUGUAGUUUUCAGUUAUGAUUAUGUUUCCAAAAAAUGUAUUAUCCUUGAUUGAAAACCCUAAGAAUGAAACAAAAAUAGACUAGAAUUACUAUAACUUAAAGGCAGAAAUAACAUCUAUAGGGUAAUCUGGCUAGGUAAAUGUGCGAUUUAUGCCAUUUAUUAAGUAUCUUCUCUCAAAUAUCACUGAGAAUAAUUCUAGUUUUAAACUGAACAUUUCAAAAUAUGAUGAUGAAUAAAAUACUUACACCUAUCUAGCCUAAAGCUAAUUUAACUGGACAAUAAUAAUGCUCAAUUCAGAGAAGAUGAUGCUAUAAUUAGACUUCUCAGAUGAAAUUCAAAUUUCCUAUGGGCUGUUUGUAAUGCAAAAAGAACAAAAGCAUGAAAAUGACAUUCCCACAAUACUGUCAAAAUGUCAAUCUAAUGCAAUGAGGAUACCAAGAUAACUUAAAAAGGAUAAUAUGCCAGCAAAUGGAAAGUUUCUUUUUGGGAUAAUUAUAAACAUUUGCAACUUCAAUGUCCUUCCAACUGGUGAAUUGAUAGAUUAUAUAUUCUAGUUUAAUUCACAAGACUCUUUCAGCUUCAAUUUUUUGGACAUGGAUAUCUUUUAAGCUUUUAAAUACUUUUGCAAAUCUUAACUAAUUAGAACGGUAUUCAAGUAUGAUGGUACCCUAGAAUUUGUAGUCUAUACAAAUCCUACUUCAUUCAAUGAGGGAUUCUCCUUAUUUUUAGCCUACCUUUUCAUUGUAGUUUCAAUAUGGUUCAUUGCAUUUAAUAUGACAUUUCAGCUAAUCGAAAGAAAAGAUUACAAUAAUCCUGAAGUGAUUAGCAAAUUUGGUUCACUUUAUGAAGAUUUUUAGUCAAAUCACAAAAUUCAAAGAUGCUACUACUUGAUAUUUCUAAUGAGAAGGACUGUAUUGUGUUUACUAUUUUUAUUUGUAGAAAAUGGAUAUCUUUAAAUGGCUAUGAAUAUUUUUCUAUCAAUGAUUACAAUCUGCUAUCUUAUCGAUAUCAAACCUUAUCUUGAAAGGAAAUAGAACUAUUUAGAGAUUUUCAAUGAAAUAGGAAUACUUUUGAUAACCUAUUUUUAACUAUAUUUCAUUGACGGGAUGUAGAAUAAAGAUAUUGAUACUGACUAUAAUAUCGGUUAUUUAAUCAUAUCACUAACAUUGAUAUGUCUGUUGAUUAAUACUGGAGUAUCACUCUAUGUUACAUUUAAUCCAAUUUUUAUCUAUGCUAGAGCUAGAUCAGGUCUCUCAUGCUGUAAACCUAAAAAUAAUUAAAACUCAUAGGAUCAUUAAAAGUAGUAUUAAAUAGACUUAACUUUUGAUUCUACCUUUGAUGGAGCCUUAGAGAUAGAUUAUUCAAAGAAGAACAAAAAGACUAAGAGUAAAAAGGGAUUUCCAAAGUUGAAAAAAUAAAAAUCAAAGUUUCAUGAUAAACACAAUUAAAAGAUGUAGCUAAAAUAAAUUAACAAUUUUGAUCGUGAUUUUCAGAGAAAUGAAAAGCUAAUUAAAUAAUCUUUAGCUUAUUUUGAUAUGCCAAGAAAAUCACUGUUUGAAGAAAAUGUAAUUAUUGGUGGUAACAAAAAAGAGAAAUAGUAAUUCGUAGAAGAAGAUAGACAUGUAUAUGUUGAAUUUUUGAGCAGAUAAAAUAAAGCAUCAGAGAAUAAUAUAUUUUCGGAUAUGGUUUUAUCUAAAGAAAAAGAAUUAAAAGCUCUAUAAGAUAAAGAAUCUAAUCAAGCUAGCUCAAUCAAAAAUAAAGCCUACGAAUAAUAGCUUCCUAUUGUUCUUGAAACUUAUGAUCCAAUAAUUUAGGAAUUUGAUGAUUUAAUCUAGCAACACAAAAACUUUGAAAAAAGUAAAUAAGAAACAAGACUUGAAAUUGAUGGAUUAAAUAUUAAAUAAUGA
Molecule: messenger RNA, 4308 nt
Organism: Stylonychia lemnae
Lineage: Eukaryota; Ciliophora; Spirotrichea; Sporadotrichida; Oxytrichidae
Source: the annotation of a GenBank genome assembly